This is a messenger RNA of Panicum hallii, 1887 nucleotides long. RefSeq names its product 7-dehydrocholesterol reductase. Gene Ontology annotation, cellular component: endoplasmic reticulum membrane. Gene Ontology annotation, biological process: sterol biosynthetic process; brassinosteroid biosynthetic process. The record is from RefSeq and is a predicted model, not a curated record. The coding region runs from base 107 to 1465 and encodes 452 amino acids. Gene Ontology annotation, molecular function: oxidoreductase activity, acting on the CH-CH group of donors, NAD or NADP as acceptor. Lineage: Eukaryota; Viridiplantae; Streptophyta; Magnoliopsida; Poales; Poaceae. The transcript is spliced from 13 exons.
CAGUCAAGUCGCCUCCCUCUCCUGCUGCUCCCCUCUCCUCCCCACACCCAUCUCACACCCCGCGCCCGCGCACACCGCAGCGGCCGCGCGAGAUCGCGAGGAGGCCAUGGCCAAGGCCAAGCCUUCCUCCUCGGCCGCCGCCGCCAAGCCGGCCGCGGCCACGGCGCCGGCCACGGUGCACUCGGCGCUGGUCACCUACAGCUCCAUGCUCGCGCUCCUCUCCCUCUGCCCGCCCUUCGUCAUCCUCCUGUGGUACACGAUGGUGCACGCGGACGGAUCGGUGGUGAAGACCUACGAGCACCUCCGGGAGCACGGCCUGGUGGAGGGGCUCAAGGCCAUCUGGCCCAUGCCCACCGUCGUCGCGUGGAAGAUCAUCUUUGGCUUCGGGCUCUUCGAGGCCGUCCUGCAGCUGCUGCUCCCCGGGAAGCGGUUCGAGGGCCCGAUCUCCCCCACGGGGAACGUGCCAGUCUACAAGGCAAAUGGCUUGCAAGCAUAUGCAGUGACCUUGAUAACUUACCUUGGUUUGUGGUGGUUUGGAAUAUUUAACCCUGCAAUAGUAUAUGACCACUUGGGGGAGAUAUUCUCUGCUCUUGUUUUUGGAAGCUUUGUAUUCUGUAUUUUUCUGUACAUAAAGGGUCAUGUAGCUCCAUCUUCAUCUGACUCUGGAUCAUCAGGGAAUCUGAUAAUUGACUUCUACUGGGGUAUGGAACUGUACCCUCGGAUUGGCAAGUACUUUGACAUCAAAGUCUUUACAAACUGUCGUUUUGGCAUGAUGUCCUGGGCUGUUCUUGCUGUAACCUACUGCAUAAAGCAGUAUGAAAUGAAUGGCAGAGUUGCAGAUUCUAUGCUUGUGAAUACUGCACUGAUGUUGAUCUAUAUCACUAAAUUCUUUUGGUGGGAAUCUGGAUAUUGGUGUACCAUGGACAUUGCUCAUGAUAGAGCUGGUUUCUAUAUUUGCUGGGGAUGCUUGGUUUGGGUUCCAUCCAUAUACACCUCUCCUGGAAUGUACCUUGUAAACCACCCUGUGAAUUUGGGUCCCCAGCUAGCACUCUCAAUUCUUCUUGCUGGAAUUUUGUGCAUAUACAUAAACUAUGAUUGUGACCGCCAGCGCCAAGAAUUUCGACGGACGAAUGGGAAAUGCUCAGUCUGGGGCAAGGCUCCAUCCAAGAUUGUUGCCUCAUAUCAGACUACAAAGGGUGAAACUAAAACCAGUCUUCUCUUGACUUCUGGAUGGUGGGGCUUGUCACGUCACUUCCACUACGUCCCAGAGAUACUAUCUGCAUUUUUCUGGACUGUUCCUGCUCUUUUCAGUCAUUUCCUACCAUACUUCUACGUGAUCUUUCUUACAAUAUUAUUGUUUGACCGAGCAAAGAGGGAUGAUGAUCGUUGCUCAUCAAAGUAUGGGAAGUUCUGGAAGAUGUACUGCAACAAAGUACCUUACAGGGUCAUCCCUGGCAUUUACUGAGCAUCUAAGAUGCUACAACUCUCUUUAGCUCAGCAGAUGCUUCCAGUCUUCACCUUGAUCUGCUACAGCUUGUGUAACUUCGAUGCCAUUAGCUUCCCUUGUAUGCAGUAUUAGAUUUAGGCAGCUUGGCAUCUACCUUGAAUGUGAUGUACUCAGACUGGAACAGCUGUUGUUUGUUUCGCGGUUCCUAGUACGGGAGGAAUUAAAGUGCAGGACAAUCUGCCUUGUCAGGGGUACUUUUCGCUUAGAGUCACAAGGCAGCACAACAAUAAGGCACCAUACAAUAAUGUAACUAUAGUUGCUACGGUCCCAAUAUUUUACCUUUGCCAAAACAUUUUGUGCAUGAUGAUAUUUUGUAUGGGUUUCUAAUACCUUGUAUGCUGUUGCUGUUUGCUUCUUAGUUUAAUUCAAAUUUGAGUUCC